Messenger RNA from Schistocerca americana (American grasshopper), 1056 nucleotides. RefSeq lists its product as uncharacterized. The record is from RefSeq and is a predicted model, not a curated record. Lineage: Eukaryota; Metazoa; Arthropoda; Insecta; Orthoptera; Acrididae. The transcript is spliced from 2 exons. The coding region runs from base 1 to 1056 and encodes 351 amino acids.
AUGUGGGACCCGUCCGCGGUCACUCGUCUAGACUCUGUCUCUUCCUCUUCUGCCUUCCUCAUUAUGGAAGCACAAACAACUGACGCGCUGGCUGCCACCCUGUCUGAGCAUGCUCAGGCGGCGGCCGCACCCGCACCACCACUUGUGGCAACUGAGGCCACGACCACGGUGGUGCCCUCCGCUGCGCCUCCAGGAUGUAUCCCGUUAACCGGGUUACAACUGUUUGCCAUAAUGAACCGAAUGGCCAAAGCCACCACAGCCUCUGAAAGAGAGGCUGCAGAGAAGGCUUACGAACGGUUCCGAAAAUUCGAACGUGCCGCUGCGUCGCCAGGCGCAGCCAGAGAAGAGGUCUGUGUACCGACAGGAGCCCCGCCAGGCGUGUCCAAACAAGAGGUCACUGCCCUGCCGGAGGCAGCCCUGAAGGGAGCAGUGCCACCAGGCUUGGUUUCCCAAGCAACCAAUGUUCUGCUGGCCACCCCUCCGGUCCAGACCAAUCAAGAGGCUGUUGACCUGCCGUCUGCAGCACAAAAGGGCACAACGAUUCCAGAAGCGAACCUGGAACAGCUUCUUCUAUAUGAAGAAGUAAUGGACGUCGCGCUGCUGUCUCGUAAGAGGCCAGCGACGACGGACGAGGACGAACCACCAGCAAGCGCGCCUUCUUCUGUCCACAGGCUGCUCCAGAAGAAGAAACAACACGCACCAGAGGGCGCCACAGAUGAGGAGGCCGCCCAAGAAGAAGAGGGGGACUUUUCCGUCCCCAAGCGGAGGCACACGGUUCAGGCAAAGAUGCUCGAAACCGUGGCGCCGCUGCAGACGACUAACUCCUUUGCUGCCGUCCAAGACGACAGCGAUGACAUGGAGACAGGGCAGGUGCCCAUAAAACGGGCGCCUGCACCGCCUCCGAUCACAAUCCAGUGGGAGGAGGACUACAACUCCUUCCUACAGUUGUUUAAAGGCGUCCCCUCCCUGACAACGCUGUGGUUCCGUUUGAAACCACCUAGGAUUUUCACAUUCCGUGGGAUAUGCACAAUAGCUACAUGUGUAGGCACCAUUUAG